UAUAAAAACAAAGGUUUAACACAAAGCAACAUCAGAGCAAAAGAAAACAUAUAAAAAACGGAUUGAAACAAGAGUGUACGCGAAAGAAGAAAAAAAAGACUGUAUUCCAAAUAAUACGUAGAAAAACAUUGACUACAUUUACUUUGUGCGUUUCAGUCAAGCACAAACCAUUGGCCGUAAACAACGACCUGUGUACAAAGUGAAGAACGAAUAAAUGCACAAAGCGUGCGGACAAAUAAAAAUAUAAACAAAAAUACGUAAUAUAUCCAGUAAGUUCUCGUACAUUCGAUUGACGGAUAUUGAAUCAUCUGCUAAUAUUGAAAUUUGCAAUCGACCUAGAAUAGAACGUAUUAAAAUUUCAUUGAGUCAUUAAGAGCCGUUUUCGCCGAAAAUCGUUCAGAGUAAAUAAAGGGUAGCGCAACAAAAAAAAACAUGCCGUCUGAUUCAUUUUCCAGAAUGGAUUCGCGGACUUCGGAGUCCGAAUCGGUGAAUGGUGCUGAAAGUUUGCUUAGCACAUCGCCAGGUGCUGCAUCGACCAGUUCCCGGGAACGUUUAGAUAGCGACAGUUCAGAUCGACAAACGCGUUUCGUUUUACCCGGAUCGGCCGGUAGUCCGCCGAAGAUAUUAACCUUCGACGAAGUUCGUGAUGCCAUUAAAAAUGUCGAAGACAUGCAGCUGGCACAUGAAAUUGCCAUCAAUCCAGAUUUUAAACUGCAACCAUAUGAUCCGCCUGAAAGUAGCUUGGAAAAACGCAUAAAAUCGAUUAUGCACGAUUGCUUCUGGGAUCUAUUACGUUCACAAUUGAAUGCCGAUCCACCGCAAUAUGACCAUGCCAUUGCUUUGCUUGGCGACAUAAAAGAAGGUUUCACUCACAUCAUUUCGAAAAAUAAUCAAAAAGCAUUGGACCGCAUUUGCGAAGUACUCGACGAGAAAGUUAUUCGACAACAGGCCGAACAGGGUGUACUCGAUUUUAAAGCAUAUUCUGGCUUUAUCAUACAGCUAAUGGCCAAAUCGUGCGCACCGAUUCGCGAUGAGGAAGUGAUGAAAUUAAAUGAAAUCGAUGAUGUUGUGCUCGCUUUUCGGCGCAUUCUUGAAGUCAUGGAUCUUAUGAAAUUGGAUAUGGCUAAUUGUAUUCUCGAUGCGGCCCGCCGUGAAAUUGUCGGCUCAUCUGUCGAAUAUGAAAAACAUAAAUUUAACGAAUUUCUCAAGGCUUAUCCGGGUGGUUUUCCAGAGACCGAAGCCUGGUUGCUUCGUAACAAAUGUAUUGAUGUAAAUGAACGCCAUGCAAAAGCAAUCACCUUAAUCAAUGCCUAUAUCGAGUUCCUUGAUUGGAAUCCAGAGAAUGAGUAUCCGGAAAUAAUGUCAAUGGAUUUGGAUCGAUUGCAAGAGCUUGCUGGUCGAGCAACUCGGUUGUGUUGUAUUGCAUCUGUUGUUGCAAUUGCUUCAUCGGUUCCCAUCAUCGGUCAACAGACCCAGAAUCGCUUAGGUCUCCUCCAGCAAGUACAAAUCCUCAUGGAAAAUGUCCAGAACAACAAUGAUAUUGCCGAUGGCAUUGAGAAUGUUUGGUUGCAAGUAAAAUCGGUGAUUUUGUCAAAAAUGCAAGAAAAAGAUCAAAUUUUAUCGGCCGAAAGUGAGAAUACGUUGAAAGAGCAAAUUCUAUCGUUAUCAAAUAAGAAGGCACCAGUCCGUGAAUUGAUGUGGCGACGCCUUAUUGCAUACGUACGAUUAGUGAAAACAAAUAAAAAUGUACCACCAGUACCACCGGGCUACACCGAUCUCAGUGACGAUCUACAGACAUUGGCGCUCAAAUUUAAGCGAUUAACGGCUUACAAUUACUCAGUUUUUGGUGAACAUUGCGAAAAAUUAUUGGAUGAUUUAAUAAAAUCGAGCACCACCGCCACCACCGCAGCAGCUGAAUCACAGGCCGAAGCAACUACUACAUCGACAAAUGAACCGGCUGAAAAAUCGGACGCGAGCACUUGAACUGCGGAUGAUUUUCUGUGCGACAGUUGUAAAUGUGUCAACGGCAAUCUCACCACCCACUGACCUGUUUUCCUUUUUGGGUCGACACAGAUUUGUUCAAGUAUAACAUCAUUUCCUUUUUUUUCGAGGACGUAGACGUAGACGAUUUGUUUGGGCUGAUCUGAGAGUAUUUUGAAAUAUCUUCCAUUUUGGAUUCUAUUUUAAUUGUAUUUUCUUAGGAAGUGUUUUUGAAACAUUUUUAAUUGUUUAUCAUUAGUUUUUUCCGGCUCUUUUUUGAUGUGAAUUUUUUUCACCAAUAUGAAGUGAAUUUAUUUUGUCAAUAUUUGUAUAUCAUUUGGAUUCCAAAAUUAUAAUCAUUCUCCAAAAACCUAAUCGCAUAAAAUGUAUUUUCUAAUAAAUUAAUUAUCGAAAGAAUUUGAAUAGCAAUUACAUUUACGAACUAAUUAAGCCGUAGACGGAAUGAAGCGUGAAUUUUAGUUCAUGGAAUUGAACAUGUGUUAGAUGUGAAUUAAGUGAUAUUGUAGACGAGAGCGUGAACAAUUGAUGUUUAUUAGAUGAACAAAUAUGAAAUAUACAUAUAUCGAUUAUUUUAACAAUAUAUAAAA
Messenger RNA from Contarinia nasturtii (swede midge), 2588 nucleotides. Its product is annotated as T-complex protein 11-like protein 1. Gene Ontology annotation, biological process: signal transduction. The record is from RefSeq and is a predicted model, not a curated record. Lineage: Eukaryota; Metazoa; Arthropoda; Insecta; Diptera; Cecidomyiidae. The transcript has 9 exons. The coding region runs from base 433 to 1983 and encodes 516 amino acids.